Rosa rugosa (rugosa rose) is the source of this 1348-nucleotide messenger RNA. RefSeq names its product gibberellin 2-beta-dioxygenase 8-like. The transcript has 4 exons. Lineage: Eukaryota; Viridiplantae; Streptophyta; Magnoliopsida; Rosales; Rosaceae. The record is from RefSeq and is a predicted model, not a curated record. Bases 242 to 1231 code for a protein of 329 amino acids.
GAAACAUUGGGAAGGUAUAUAUAUGUACCAUACAUAUAUGUUCUACGUUCGGACGUGCUUGAGAUCAGGAAGCUUAUGGCAUAAUUUGAAGCUCUGAGGAACACUAUCAGAACUACAUCAAAGGUUGUUUACAGGUACAGAUCUUGAAAUUAGUUCUACUAUUGGUCAAGACUCAAGAGGACAAUCAAAUAUACCUAAUUAUUCUUCAAGGCAUUCUUUCAAGUCUGUCUCUACAUUUCCCAUGGAUUUCGAACCUCCAUUCCAAGGAGCCUGCAAGUCCCUCUUACAAAAUUCCCCAAUAAUUGACAAAUUUCCAGAGGUUGAGGAAUGUGAGCUACCUGUGAUUGAUCUUAUCGAUCUGGAUUCUGAUCACAGAAACAGAGACAAGUGUAUGAACGAGAUUGCUGAAGCUGCAAGCCAGUGGGGUUUCUUUCAAGUUGUGAAUCAUGGGAUUUCACCAGAAGUUCUGAACAGCAUACGAGAUGAGCAAAAGAAGGUGUUUCAUCAGCCUUUUGACAAAAAGAUAGAACAAAGAUUUUUGAAUUUAUCUCCCAUUAGUUACCGUUGGGGGAAUCCAAAAGCUACUUGUCUCCGGCAGUUCUCAUGGUCGGAAGCCAUUCAUAUUUCUAUGGCGGACAUUCCAAGCAUGAAUGAACAACACAAGAGUCUUAGGUCGACUAUUGAAUCAUUUGUGAAGAAUGUGUCUCAAUUAGCUGAAAGCUUAGCUGAAAUUUUAGCCCAGCCUUUGGGUGUCGAAUCCAGUUACUUUAAAGAUCACUGUCCACCAAGAACUAGUUUUCUUCGACUAAACAGAUAUGCUCCCUGUCCAUUUUCUUCCCAAGUCUUCGGCCUCUUCGCUCACACCGAUAGUGCUUUCCUAACAAUAGUUCACCAAGACCAAGUUGGUGGUUUGGAAUUGUUCAUAGAUGGAAGAUGGAUUGGAGUAAAACCUAAUCCUGAGGCUCUGGUUGUCAACAUUGGGGAUUUUUUUGAGGCCCUGAGCAAUGGUGUUUACAAGAGCAUCAAACACAGGGUGAUCACCAAUCAAAAAGUUGAGAGGUUUUCUGUGGCAUACUUCUACUGCCCCUCCUUCGAUACCGUGAUUCAGAGUCGCAGUACUACUGAACCAGCUGUGUUUAAGAGCUUCACUUUGCGGGAAUAUAAACAACAAACUGAAAGGGAUGUUCGCGAACUAGGGGAGAAAGUAGGGCUCCCCAGAUUUCUCCAUUAACGAAAGAAAUGUAAAAUCUCUUCUUCUGAGUUCCUAGUGCCUACUUGGGCUGAAGUUAUAUAUUUGGUUUCCUUGGUUGUAACACUUGGGCUUCGGUUUCUCUUUGGAGCUUUUGCA